This is a messenger RNA of Cyclopterus lumpus (lumpfish), 3249 nucleotides long. It is a transcript of the gene pex5, whose product is annotated as peroxisomal biogenesis factor 5. The record is from RefSeq and is a predicted model, not a curated record. Gene Ontology annotation, cellular component: cytosol; peroxisomal membrane. Gene Ontology annotation, molecular function: protein binding. The transcript is spliced from 16 exons. The coding region runs from base 266 to 2194 and encodes 642 amino acids. Gene Ontology annotation, biological process: protein import into peroxisome matrix, docking. Lineage: Eukaryota; Metazoa; Chordata; Actinopteri; Perciformes; Cyclopteridae.
CUAAUCGUAACGUUCCGAGAGGAUCAGUGACGGGUUCUGUGGGUCAUGGAGGAGGAAGGUAAAUAAAACAGAAGCGCUAACAAACACACAGCAGCUGCCUUCACGCGGUUACCGGCGGGACGUUGGACACUGAGGCAACUUUAGCUGCGCUACGGCCGGAGAGGACGGACCGGAGCGGAGGGACCGUCGGCUCGGUGACAGCAGCAGCAGGUCGGCGUUCUCUUCUCAGGUGGUCUGAUUGGGUUUGCCUCGUCCUUGUGUUGCCAUGGCGAUGCGGGAGUUGGUGGAGGCAGAAUGUGGGGGAGCCAAUCCCCUCAUGAAGUUGACCGGUCACAUGACCAAGGAAGGGGGGGCAUGGCGGCACCGCUCAACACCUACAAUUCCCCCCUCUCCCAUUGAAAUUGCAACUGAAGAAGAGUUGGUGAAUGAGUUCCUUCAGGCGCCCCCCCGACCCCCACACACAUUUGACAUGGGUCAGCUGUUGGAGGAAAUGCAGCAGAUUGACCAGCAGAGCUACCGACAAGCUCCACAGAGAGCUCCAGAUGUGGCAGCGUUGGCCCUCUCUGGUGAUUGGACGGCCGAGUUCCUCUCCGGUCCUGACUCUGCCUCCGCUCCGGGGAUCAUCGCUCUUGGUGAUGCAGCAGAUGCUGAUUGGACGAAAGAAUUUAUUGCUGAGGCGGCAGAUCCUGGACGCUGGGCGGAGGAGUAUCUGGAACAGUCAGAGGAGAAGUUGUGGCUGGGAGACCUGGGAGACCAGGAGAAGGAAUGGACAAAGGAGUACCAAGCAGGGGAGGAGCUGAAGCAGACAGCCAAUGAGCUCGUUUCAAAAGUUGAUGACCCCAAGUUACAAAACACUGAGUUCCUGCGAUUCAUUAGGCAGAUUGGCGAGGGCAGUGUGACAGUGGAGAGCAGAACAGACAAACAGCUCAAAGAUAAAGCUCAGGCCGAGGAGGCUCAGAACUGGGCCUCCAACCUCAACCAGGUGUCGCAGGACUCGGCUGAAGCCUGGGUAGAUGAGUUUGCUACAUCAGGACCAGAUUUCCAACAUGCUAAAGCUGCAGUGGAGAGUGAUGUGGAUUUCUGGGAGAAGCUGCAGCAGGAGUGGGAGGAGAUGGCUAAGAGGGACGCAGAGAGCCACCCCUGGCUAUCCGACUUCGAUCAGCUACUCAGCACUUCCUAUGACAAGGGGUAUCAGUUUGAAGAGGACAACCCCUAUUUAUCCAACCCUGACCCUUUGUCAGAGGGAGUGAAGAGGAUGGAGGCAGGGGACAUCCCUGGUGCUGUGCGCUUAUUUGAAAGUGCUGUACAGAAAGAACCAGAUAACCAGCUGGCUUGGCAAUAUCUGGGAACCUGUCAGGCAGAGAACGAGCAGGAAUUUGCCGCCAUCAGUGCCCUCCGCAGAUGUAUAGAGCUGAAGAACGGAAACCUGACGGCUCUGAUGGCGUUGGCUGUCAGUUUCACUAACGAAUCGCUGCACAGGCAGGCCUGUGAGACUCUUCGUGAUUGGCUGAAGCACAACCCUAAAUACCGCUCUGUGUGGGAGCAGAAUGAGGGCGAACACCAGCAGGAAGGUGCCGGAGAAAAGGAGAAAGAGAGGGAGAGGUUCGGCUCACUGCUGCCAGAGUCUUUGUUUACAGAUGUUCAGUCCCUGUUCCUGCAAGCGGCCAACUCUGACCCCGCCCAGGUGGACCCCCAGCUGCAGUGUGGCCUGGGAGUUCUCUUCAACCUCAGCGGGGAGUACGACAAGGCGGUUGACUGUUUCAGCGCUGCUCUGUCUGUCACACCACAGGACUACCUGCUGUGGAAUAAGUUGGGGGCCACACUCGCCAAUGGAAGCCGCUCAGAGGAGGCUGUGGCCGCCUACAGGAGAGCUCUGGAGCUGCAGCCCGGUUUCAUACGCAGUCGCUACAACUUGGGCAUCAGCUGUGUCAACUUAGGGGCACACAGAGAGGCGGUGGAGCACUUCCUUGAAGCCCUAUCUCUACAGCGUCAGGCCUCCGGGGACGGAGCGAGAGCGGCGAGGGGACCUGGAGGUGCCGCAGCCACCAUGAUGUCUGACAACAUCUGGUCCACCUUGCGCAUGGCUCUCAGCAUGAUGGGAGAGAGCUCUUUGUACGCUGCAGCAGACCAUCGGGACUUGGACACGUUGCUGGCUCACUUCUCCCAGAGAGAGGUGGACGGUGGGACAGAAUGAGGACCAGCCGGGGGGGGGCUUAUUGAGUGCGAGUGUGAUUUGCUGGGAGGUAAAUGUCUGGGUGACUGAAUGAAGCAAAGGGGAAUCAAAGCGGUAACGGUUACAGAGAAACAGACGAGGAAGAUACUGUGAAUGAUCCACCAUCCGAGAGGCAUCAUCUUGUUAUGUGCGCUUAAAGGACUUCCAUCAAACAUUGCAGUAUUAGUCUCCCCCUGGAAGACGCAGCCAGCAGCAAUACAGUCACGUCACUGUAUUUGACAGUCCUCAUAUUUCAUCUUUCUCUGUUGCUCUGCAGAACUGGGUUCAGUGUCAGUUUUGUUGUUGAUAUGAAAUUUGUACUCGAUGAAGAAAGUAAACGAUUAAGAAUGAUGAUGAACGCAGUGUGGACAGUUUAUUACACUCAAAGCUCUCACAGUUUUACUUAACUGCAGGUUGUAGGUUAAACCGUAUACUCAGUACGGUUAUGUAGAUUGAAGGUACAAUAUUAAAAAGAGUACAGUUUUUUUUUUUUAAAUCAAAGGUGCUCCCAAGAGAAGGAUUAGGCCGGUCCAGAGUACAAACACUAAUCAGACUUGCAGCUUGUUUUUUUUUUUUGUUUUUUUAAUACAUUAUUUAAUUUUUUAGUGAUCAAUUAUCUACCAGGAUAAUAAUGAAUAGAUGGACUGUUACUGUUAUGGUAAGGUGUGUGUGUGUGUGUGUGUGUGUGUGUGUGUGUGUGUGUGUGUGUGUGUGUGUGUGUGUGUGUGUGUGUGUGUGUGUGUGUGUGUGUGUGUGUGUGUGUGUGUGUGUGUGAGUGAUCGGGUGGGGGAUUUAAUUGUGCAUCGUGCCGAUAAUAAGAUCAUAUAAUUGUAUCAUAGAGGACGAUUUCUCUGGGCUCCUCCCUUCUCUUGCUCUUUUUCAUAUCCUCUUGUAAAACAAAUUGCUUCGUUGUAAAAUAAUGCUAUAUGCCAUAUUGUGUAUUGUAACAUAAUUGUUGCACUAUAAUUGUGUUCAGGCUAGUUGUAUCCUGACUGCAAUGUUUAAUAUAAUAUUCAGCAAUAAAGCUUUGAUUCAAA